CCCUGGGGGUUUCUGCCUGAAUUCAUUGACCCCAACCGACCCUGAACCAUAAAGGGUACGCUCACGACGGAUACUUAAGUAGCAUGGAGUUGAUCUGAGGAAUGGAUAUCAUAACAUCUCUGACAGUGGAUGAUUUUACUGGGACAAAACAUGUCAUUUGACGUCUUCCACGCUCCCGCCCCCCUUCCGCUAAAAACCUCUUGAAUCUCAUCCCGCUUCGUACGGACAAGACUGCGAUCCAGCUUGGUGUCCGCAUCUGCCACUGGAAAUCUGGCAUGAUGGAGGCGUACGAUGAGCUUCUCCGUUGGGCACAGGACCGGGGAGUCGAGAUCCAUGGCAUCGCGCCUCGUGAGAUCCCGGGGAAGGGCGUCGGCAUGGUAGCCACAAAACCACUCAAGGCCAACGAGCGACUCCUCCACGUGCCCACCUCCGCCCUGCGCUCGCUCGAGACCAUCCGCCCCAAGGUCAAAAAGGCCCUGCCGGCCGACACCAGAGUGCACGCCCUGCUGGCCGCCGACCUGGCCCUCGACAAGCCGACGACCAAGAAAUACGCCCCCUGGAACGCCAUCGUGCCGUCCGCCGCCGACCUGGCCACCGCCCUGCCUCUCGCCUGGUCGUCCCCGGUGCUGCACAACUACCUGCCUCCACCAGCACGGGCCCUGCUGCGCGCGCAGCAAGCCAAGUUCGCGCGCGACUGGGCCGCCGUGAGCGCCGCCUUCCCCGCGCUCGCGCCCGACGCCUUCCGGCACGCCUGGCUGCUGACCAACACGCGCACCUUCUACCACGAGACGGCGCGCACGGCGCGCCUGCCGCACGACGACCGCAUGGUGCUGCAGCCCGUCGCCGACCUGUUCAACCACGCGGCCGACGGCGGCUGCGAGGUCGCCUUCACGCCCGCCAGCUUCGCCAUCACCGCCGACCGCGCCUACGCCGAGGGCGAGGAGGUGCUGAUCUGCUACGGGCGCCACUCGAACGAUUUUCUGCUGGUCGAGUACGGGUUUGUGCUAGAGCAGAACCGGUGGGACGAGGUCGGCCUCGACGAGGCGGUGCUGCCGGAGCUGGGGGAGGAGGAGAAGCGUCUGUUGGAGGAGAAGGGGUUCCUGGGCGGGUACGUGCUCGACGCGAAGGCUGUGUGUUAUCGGACGUUGGUGGCGCUGAGGUUGCUGUGCGUGCCGAGGGCGGAGUGGGAGAGGUUGGUGGCGGAGGGAGAGGACGGCGGAGAGAAGGUACAGGCCAAGGUAGACAGGUUACUGCUGCGGAUCUUGUGCAAGUAUCGGAGGACGGUGGAAGGGACGAUCAAGGAGUUGGAGGGCCUCGAGGACGGGGAGCCGUGUCAACGCGAGAUUCUGCGCGUUAGGUGGCAGCAGAUUAGGGCAUUGAUAGACCAGACAAUUGAGCGCCUCGAGUAUUGACGAUCUCACUGAUUCGCCGAACUAAGUGGUAUCAGUCGCUGCCCGGGUGCGAGCCUGAACAGCAACAUCCUCUCCGCCCAUGCAGGAUAUUCAUCCCGGAUCCUGGCACUCCAAGCAUACAUGACGCGGCUUUACAUCCAUUACUCGCAACCCAGCCUUACAACCCAGUCACGCGAGGUAUCGCUUCUAAGAUUGGUUUGGCACGCCCCGUCUCCCAACUCUAACACCCAUAGCCGAAAACGCCUAGAACUCCCUCACGCCCAGCGCAAGGUUCAGACAUGAAGGGGGCAAUUUAGACCUAGCCACAGCACUCGAGGCAUCCAAAGGGUGCCUUGCCGUCGGCAGCACCACAGCAGCAAAA
Thermothielavioides terrestris NRRL 8126 is the source of this 1773-nucleotide messenger RNA. RefSeq lists its product as uncharacterized. Lineage: Eukaryota; Fungi; Ascomycota; Sordariomycetes; Sordariales; Chaetomiaceae. Bases 279 to 1412 code for a protein of 377 amino acids. The transcript has 3 exons. Gene Ontology annotation, biological process: peptidyl-lysine monomethylation. Gene Ontology annotation, molecular function: protein-lysine N-methyltransferase activity; protein binding. The record is from RefSeq and is a predicted model, not a curated record.